Thyridium curvatum is the source of this 1602-nucleotide messenger RNA. RefSeq lists its product as uncharacterized. The transcript has 4 exons. The coding region runs from base 1 to 1602 and encodes 533 amino acids. Lineage: Eukaryota; Fungi; Ascomycota; Sordariomycetes; Thyridiales; Thyridiaceae. The record is from RefSeq and is a predicted model, not a curated record. Gene Ontology annotation, biological process: transmembrane transport; carbohydrate transport. Gene Ontology annotation, cellular component: membrane. Gene Ontology annotation, molecular function: carbohydrate:proton symporter activity.
AUGAAGACACUUCGUGGAAGGCCGUUGAUGAUAGGCCUGACCUCAGCCUGUAGCAUGGGCUUCUUGCUCUUCGGCUACGACCAGGGCGUCAUGGGUGGUGUGCUGUCAACGGAAUCGUUCCUCGCACAAUUCAAGGACCCCGACUCCGUUGAACAAGGCCUGAUUGUUGGGCUCUACGACUUAGGUUGUUUGAUCGGUUCUCUUCUCGCCUUCGGCUUCGGCGAAAAGCUUGGACGCAAGCGAGCCAUCUAUAUUGGCAGCGUUGUUGUUAUACUCGGCUCGAUUCUUCAGGUUACGGCUCAUGUUGUCUCGCAUUUGAUCAUCGGGAGGAUCUUCACCGGUGUUGGAGUCGGCAUCAUGACUGCCAUCGUCCCGACAUGGCAGGCCGAAGUGUCCCGCUCCGACAACCGCGGUGCGCUGAUCACUGUCGAGGCCGCGAACAUCAUCUUCGGUUUUGUGCUUUCCAACUGGGUCACUUUGGGGGCGAGUUACGCCAAGAGCAACUUUCAGUGGAUCUUCCCGAUCGCUCUACAGAUGGUGUUUGCCAUAUACCUGCUCAUCAUCGGGCCGUUCCUCGUCGAGUCUCCUCGCUGGCUUGCUCACCACCACAGCCUCGAAGAGGCUACGUCGGUAAUAUCUCGUCUCCUUGAUCUGCCAGAGUCACAUGAGGAAGUGAUCAAAAUUCGAAACGAAAUUGAGAUGGCUCUCCAGGAGGAAGAGAGCGGCCACUGGACCGAGAUCUUCCGCCAUGGUGGUCAACAGAAUUUCCGCCGCAUGAUGCUCGGCUUUGGAGCUCUCUACAUGCAGCAGAUGAGUGGUAUCAACACCAUCGGGUACUAUCUGCCCGUCAUCCUCAAGGAUUACGUCGGAUUAAGCGACAUAACCGCCCGCAUCGUAGCGGCUGCCGGCAGUAUGAACUACUUGGUGUUCAGCAUUGUGCCCAUCUGGUUCAUCGAUAAGCUGGGACGACGUAUUUGCAUGAUCUGGGGCGCGGUAGCAUUGUCUAUCAUCUCGGCUCUAAUCUGUGUCGGGUUCAAUGUCCCCGGCACCGGCGGCGCUAUCAUGACAGUGGUCAUGUACUUUUUGUUCUACGAUGCCUUCGCAUGGAGUUUCCUCAAUGUGUCCUGGAUCUACGCUCCAGAGAUCAACUCUCUCAAGAUGCGAUCCAUGGGUGCUUCUCUGGCCUCCGCCUCCAAUUGGCUUUUCAACGGCAUAGCCGUAACCAUCACUCCAAUCGGCCUUGAGAAAAUUGGGUGGAGGUAUUACCUCAUUUGGACCGCUUUCAACGCAUCUUUUGUUCCGAUGGUCUAUUUCUUGUAUCCUGAGACGAAGGGCCUGUCACUGGAGCAGAUUGACCACAUCUUUGAAGGCAAAGGCCACGGCUGGAACUGCCUGACCCAAGGCGUCAAAGAAAGUACCAGGACUGCUGUCGAUCUUGGAGUACCGGAGCAGUCGAGUGCCAGCCACGUACCAUCUGCUGCCGAUGAGGAGAAGGCUCUUGGGCAUGGUACGGCACAGGUGAGCGAGGGUGUGGUGGGUAGUGCUGGGAGUUCCCCGGACAAAGCAACGACCGCGAAUGCAGAGCACGAGAGGCGCCACUAA